GGUGACCACUUUGGUUUUAUGUGCAUCACAUUAAAGUCUUCAUCUUUCUAUCAAAAAGAGACCACCCAAAAUCACCCAUCACUCUUCUCUUGCUCAAUCUGCAAUGGAGAAAUCUGGGUACGGCCGUGAUGGAGUUUUCAGGUCACUCAGACCCCCUCUGGUACUACCCAGAGACCCAAAUUUCACCAUGGUCUCUUUCCUCUUCAACAACUCUUCUUCUUAUCCAAACAAACCUGCCCUCAUUGAUGCCGAGUCCUCUGAAACAUUGUCCUUCUCCCAGCUCAAGUCCAUGGUCAUCAAGGUUGCUCAUGGCUUAGUCCAUCUGGGUGUUAAGAAAAACGACGUGGUUCUGAUUUUCGCACCUAAUUCAAUCCAGUUUCCUGUUUGUUUCCUUGGGAUCAUUGCAAUUGGCGCCAUUGCAACUACCUCUAAUCCUCUCUACACUGUUUCAGAGCUUUCCAAGCAAGUCAAGGAUUCCAAUCCGAAACUGGUAAUAACUGUGCCUGAGUUGUGGGAAAAGGUGAAGGGUUUGAAUCUUCCAGCAGUGAUUUUAGGACCAGAGGGUUCAUGUUCUCAAAUUGAAUCCACCUCAAAAAUGGUGGGUUUUCAUGAUUUGGUUAAGUUAUGUGGGACUGUCUCGGAUUUCCCUAGUGUAAAUGUUAAGCAGACUGAUACUGCUGUGCUGUUGUACUCUUCUGGUACCACAGGUCUCAGCAAAGGUGUGGUUCUGACUCAUAGGAACUUCAUUGCUUCGUCUGUGAUGGUUACACAUGAUCAAGAACUGACAGGAGAGAUGCACCGUGUGUUUCUUUGUGUGUUGCCAAUUUUCCAUGUGUUUGGAUUGGCCAUCAUUACUUACGCACAGCUGCGAAAGGGAAAUGCUGUGGUUUCGAUGUCCAGGUUCAAUUUGGAGAAGAUUUUGAUGACUGUUGAGAAGUAUAAGGUCACACAUUUGUGGGUUGUGCCUCCUAUUAUACUUGCUCUGUCAAAGGACAGUGUGGUUAAGAAGUACAACCUUUCGUCUUUGAAGCAAAUUGGGUCUGGUGCAGCUCCUUUGGGGAAGGAGUUGAUGGAGGAGUGCGCAAAAGUUUUUCCUCAAGGUCUGGUUGUUCAGGGUUAUGGUAUGACAGAAACUUGCGGAAUUGUUUCAGUUGAGAAUACACUAGUAGGACCUCGACAUAGUGGUUCAGCUGGCACUCUUGUUUCCGGAGUUGAAUGUCAGAUAGUCAGUGUAGACACACUCAAACCUCUCCCUCCAAAGCAACUGGGAGAGAUAUGGGUUAGGGGGCCUAAUAUGAUGAUAGGUUACUUUAACAACCCACAAGCCACCCAGCAAACUAUAGAUAAAAAUGGUUGGGUACAUACAGGAGAUCUUGGAUACUUUGAUGAAAGUGGCCAACUUUUUGUGGUUGACCGAAUUAAAGAACUCAUCAAGUAUAAAGGUUAUCAGGUAGCACCAGCUGAACUUGAAGGCCUGCUAGUUUCUCACCCUGAAAUAUUAGACGCUGUUGUCAUCCCAUUUCCUGAUGCUGAAGCUGGUGAGGUCCCUGUUGCAUAUGUUGUACGCUCACCAAACACUUCACUGACCGAAGAAGAUAUCAAGAGUUUUAUAGCGAGUCAGGUUGCAUCUUUCAAAAGACUGCGACGAGUGACGUUCAUAAACACUGUCCCUAAGUCAGCAUCAGGGAAAAUCCUCAGAAGAGAGCUCAUCGAGAAAGUACGGUCCAAAAUAUAAGUACACCUUCCUCAUUCUCAUGUUUAUUAAUUGGAUGGAGACUCAGUCCACAGAGCACCCACAAUAUCAAACAUAGUGCAAUUGCAUUAGAGUUGCAGAUUGUUCACAUACUCAUUAGGGAAGAAGCUCAGAAUGUAGCUCAUAUGUCUAGGAUGGUAUUGAUUGUUUGGGGUCCAACGGAAACAUGGCACAUGCUGCUCCAAAUGACUGUAUCUAAGUGCAAAUCCAUGCUCCCAGACAUAUUGUACUCUAAUCUUGCAGUCUUUGUUCCACCGUCAACUUGUUAUCAUCUAUGAUUUCCUUCAUCAAACCAGACAUAUGUUAGUUAUGUGGAGGGAAGUAGAAUAAUAGAUAGUAAAAUUCAUAGACACAGUUGCCUAUUUCCCAGAUUAUUCGUACAAGUUAUGUAAUUUUCAUCUCUUCCCUUCUCAAGUUGUCACCAAUCUUUACC
Messenger RNA from Fragaria vesca subsp. vesca, 2186 nucleotides. RefSeq names its product 4-coumarate--CoA ligase-like 7-like. Gene Ontology annotation, molecular function: CoA-ligase activity. NCBI's taxonomy places the organism in Eukaryota, Viridiplantae, Streptophyta, Magnoliopsida, Rosales, Rosaceae. The coding region runs from base 104 to 1735 and encodes 543 amino acids. The record is from RefSeq and is a predicted model, not a curated record. The transcript has 6 exons.